Oncorhynchus mykiss (rainbow trout) is the source of this 3932-nucleotide messenger RNA. RefSeq lists its product as uncharacterized. The record is from RefSeq and is a predicted model, not a curated record. Gene Ontology annotation, cellular component: transcription regulator complex; chromatin; PcG protein complex. Gene Ontology annotation, molecular function: DNA-binding transcription factor activity, RNA polymerase II-specific; RNA polymerase II cis-regulatory region sequence-specific DNA binding. Lineage: Eukaryota; Metazoa; Chordata; Actinopteri; Salmoniformes; Salmonidae. Gene Ontology annotation, biological process: regulation of transcription by RNA polymerase II.
AGGAUGUGGUCUGUCCUAGUUAUAAACAACACGGGAGACUUUUAUUUUGAAGACUCAUGAAUAGUCGUCACACAAUAAAAUGUUUAACGUUACCAGCCUCCAAGUUAGCUAGCUACCCACCCAACGUUAACAUACGGUCGUAGCAGCAGCUUGGUUUGCUGGUGAAAUGGAUUCAAAAACUCAAGGUCUCAAUCUCCCUCUAUCCUCCUUGUGUCUCCUGGUUCCACCAAUACGCUUGAUGUCAGCAUCUAUGUGGCAAGUGGCUGAGCAGCGUAAUGUGAUGCAGUAUGGGAAGCUGGAGGAAUUUGUGACUUUGGUGACAGAGAUGGUCCCAGAGCUGCUGAGCUCCAGGCAGAGGACCCAACUCAUCCUGGGACUGAGAGCAAGGCUGGUUCUUGAGUUGUGCUGUGGUAAAGAGGACAUGGUGGACCAUCAAACCAUCCAACGCCACUUGGAUAGAAUCCAGUCAUGCACAGUAAAGCACAAAGCGAGAGAAAACAAGAAAGUGGAGGCAUCAAAGUCUAACUUUGUGGAGCUGGUUCAAACAUUGCUGGAAGACCCAGCGAAGAGGGAACACUUUUUUCAGCUCUCUACAUUUUCAUUAAAGGAGGUGUUCCCAGUGCAGUACGGUACUAAGUAUGACACAGCACUGCAGAUUCUGGUGUGGGAGUUCUUCUCCAGAUUGGAGGAGCUGCUGCCGGUACCCAGCUUUACACAGACAGCAUCUUGUCUCAGCCUUGCAUUCUCUGACCUGGAGGAGUGUGUUCAGUCUGUCUCUGACCCUGAGCACCUGAAGACACUGCUACAGCAUCAAAGACACCUGGGACACCUUAACAGAGAUAAUUUGUUCUACGACUCUGACACCAUCCUGUCCGCUCUGUCCCUCACUUCCUUGGUAAACUCGAAACAAACUUCAGUGGAGGCUCGAGGUCAUGACACUAGGAAGAAAGAACAGGAGGGUAGAGAAGAGUGGCGACCAGAAAUCAGUUACAAUGGAACUGAUCAGGACGUUGAACGACUUGAAGAGGCUGGUGAAUCCAGUUCUGGACAGCAGAAACCAGGAUCAUCACUACACGCUCGUCCAGUGGCCAUAGACGAACUGGAUAGUGACAUGCCCUCCCAGGUCUUCUCCUGCCCCCAGUGCCCAUUCUCCCACAGGAGAGAGGUGAACCUUCAGCAGCACAUCAGGAAGGAACAUCUAACAGAGGAGGACAGCAGGAACCUGGACUCUGGAGGAGCUGAGAACUCACUGCCAUCCAGUCAAACAAUACAGAGACCGUCAAUCAAGACAACCAAGAAGUACAUCUGCUUUAAAUGUGGAAAGGGUUUCAGAAGCCCAUCGGACCUGAAACGACAUAAGGGUGUUCACACAGACAUGCAGCCGUUCCAUUGCAACCAGUGUGAUAAAAGAUUCAAAGCGAAGGGUAGUCUAAAACAGCACCAACGGGUUCACUCAGGAGAAAGGCCUUAUGAUUGCUCACAUUGCGGCAGGGGGUUUAGGACAUCGGAUAUCUUAAAAUCUCAUAUACGCAUUCAUACUGGGGAGCGACCUUAUGGGUGUACAAUGUGUGGGAAGAGAUUUAUUCAACGGCAAGUACUAACAAGACACAUCAGGAUGCACAGUGGAGAGAAACCAUACUUGUGUAGCAUUUGUGGAAAGACCUUUGCUUGCUCAGGGGAACUGAUGGUACACUCAAGGAUCCACACAGGGGAACGACCAUAUCAUUGUGAACAAUGUGGGAAUACUUUUAGUCUAGCAAGUAAACUGAAAGUGCAUCAGCGAAGUCAUACAGGCGAACGCCCAUACCCCUGUACACAGUGCCCCAAAGGCUUCUCCACCUCCACCAGACUAGUGAAACACAUGCGAAUUCAUACUGGGGAGAAACCUUACCCAUGUGUAAAGUGUGGCAAAAGAUUCUCUGAAAGGGGAAACAUGAGAAUACAUCAACGAAUGCAUGAAAAAGAGAGAAAAGGGCGACAAAUGUAUUGAUAAACCAUAAGCUGUUGAAAUGUUCUUUGUAGAUUCUGCUCUAUAUAGUUCUCUGCUACAUUUUCAGGUGAUUAUGACAUGUUUGUAGAUCUUCUAAUUUGUCACAAUACCAGGCGGUGUAACUUCAGAGAUGAUUGGCAAAAUUUGUGUUCUAAAUAUUGUAACCGUUCUGUAAAAUGUUAGUUACGUCUGGUUAUAUGCGAACAGAUCAGAUUUUACCCUGAAAUAAUUUCCCGAGUUCAAUGCUACCCAGUUGGAAAACUAACAAUGGGCAAAAACACUAUUAUAAACCACAUUUCUAAUAUAGCAGGGCAUCUUAAACAAUACCCUCAAAUAAAAAGUGACAUUGUACUUUUGCCUCAUAUUUAUAGUUUACACACCUGGCACCACCUCUGUUGUGUUUCCUAUAGACCCAAAAUAUAUUUAGAUUAAUUGAACAAUUGCUUAAUUCUAUUUAGCCUUUUUCCACUUGUUAACUUCACUAUAUACAGUGCCUUGGAAAGUAUUCAGACCCCUUAACCUUUCCCACAUUUUGUUAGGUUACAGCCUUAUUCUAAAAUGGAUUAAAUUGUUUUUCCUUAUCUGUUUUGCUUUGUCAUUAUGGGGUAUUGUGUGUAGAUUGCUGAGUAAAAAAAAAAAGUGUAUCCAUUUUAGAAUAAGACUGUAAUGUAACAAUGUGGGGAAAGUAGAGGGGUCUGAAUGCACUGUAGGUGAUUUGGUGGUAAACACAGAUUCAAUAAAAGCACCAUUAUUGUACUAACAAAGCUGGCUAGUGGUGUGUAGGGUCCAGUGAUUUGUGGACAUCUAUCAGCUUUGCCUUUCUCCCAGUGGCAUUUAAUGCCUCCAUGGAAUUUACGGUGAGUUCCAAAAGCAUUGGGACAGUUACACAUGUUGUGUUGUUUUAGCUCUGUACUCCAGCACUUUCAAUUUGAAGUGAUACAAUGACUGAGGUUAAAGUGCAGACUGUCAGCUUUAAUUUGAGGGUAUUUACAUCCAUAUCAGGUGAACUUUUUAGACAUUGCAGCAUGUUUUGUACAUAAUACCCCCAUUUAGGGGACCAAAAGUAUUGGGACAAAUUCACUUACACUGAGUGUAUAAAACAUGAAGGACCUGUUCCUAAUAUUGAGUUGCUCUGAACUCUGGAGGAGCUGAGAACUCACUGCCAUCCAAUGAAACAGUAAAGAACUCCUCAGCCAAGACAACGAAGAAGUACAUCUGUGUUCCACCAAAGGGAACAUGAAAGGCCAUAAACGUGUUCACACAGAGGAAAAGCUGUUUCAUUGCGACCAGUGUGAGAAAUUCAAAAAUCUAAUGGUACUCUAAUACUGCACCAAAGUGUCCACACAGGAGAAAGACCAUAUAUUCUUUGCUCACGUUUUGGCAGGGGGUUUAUGACAUCUGGGACCUUUAACUUCCCUUAUACUUACUCAUACUGGGGAGAGACCAUUCACCUGUUCUAUAUGUGGGAGGAGAUUUAUCCAACAGCAAUUACUAACACACCACCUCAGGAUGCAUACAGGGGAGAAAUCAUACUUACUGUAUGUAGCGUUUGUGGAAAUACAUUUUAUUUCUCAGGGGCCUUGUUGGUACACUCAUGAACACACAUGGGUAAAUGCCCCCACAGAUGUCAACUUUGUGGGAAUGUUUAGAAUGUAUUGGAUACUCAUGUUGCAGCGAAGGACUCACAGACGAGCUCCCAUUCCCCUGCUCUCAUUGUGAAAAACGCUUUAUCUCAAAAGCGCCCUUAGAUGACAUGCUUAUUCAUACUGGAGAGAAACCUCAACCAUAAAUAAAACUCAUAGGCCAUAGUUCAGGUAGUUGUCUUGUUCGAACACAACAUUUCUUCAUAGAUGUUCAUUUUCAAACUCUGUUUGACUCUCUCAAAGCCUUUGUUAAGUUCUUGGUUGUUUUUCAUUUAAAUAUAGACUCAACCACAAUCUUG